AUGUUUCUAUGGCUCGUUUGGGAGGAUAGAAAUCUAUUUUUGAAUGGUGGUCGUCUGAGUGAUAUUGACGUGAUGAUUGAUAAAGGCUUCAGAUUGGUGAAGAACUACGACAAGGCCCAAGCUUCUUUGAAGGGAAGAAAAGGAAAUGAGAAUGGUUGUUAUCUUCAAUUUAACGCAGUUGUACGAGACUCUGAAAUUGGUUUGGGAGUUUGGAUAAAAUAUUCAGAAGGUCUUGUAGUCGCGAUUUUCGAAUCCAAUAUGUCAGGUUCAUUCUCUCCAACUUUAGCUGAGGUUUUAUCUAUUCAAUUUGGGUUACAGUUCACUUCUAUGAUAGGAGUGAAGAUCCAACAAGUCACCACAAAUUUUUUUGAAGUAGUGCAAAGACUGAUCGCGAAUGAUUCACAUCACCCUUUCAAAGGCAUUUUCUCGAAUAUCCUAGCACCCUUGGAUUCAUUAGAUUGUGGACUCAACAUACCCAACCGACUUCAUAAUGAGAUUGCUCGCACCAUUGCUAUAAGUGGGCGGUGGGAUAAAUAA
Molecule: messenger RNA, 537 nt
Organism: Striga asiatica
Lineage: Eukaryota; Viridiplantae; Streptophyta; Magnoliopsida; Lamiales; Orobanchaceae
Source: the annotation of a GenBank genome assembly